GGAGGAGCCAGAGCUGCUGCCCUGGGAUUGUGUUUUCAUCACAGAUUUGGGGAUAAAACAGAGCUCUUUGGGGAUACGAAGCUAAUUUGGGAAUAUAACGAGGACAGAGGCAGAGCACCAUGGAUGGCAGCCUGGGAAAAGCAGAUGUGCCAUACUGGUUCUGGAUUGUCAGCUUCUGCGCUCUCCUCCAUGCCUUCCAUGUCACCUCUAUCAUGUCACCACCUCACCUGGGAGAGGAGUUCCUGGUGGCCUUUCAGCAGAAUGGGGACCAACGCACCCUCCGCAGUGACUUUCGCCUCCUCCUCCUCACUGGCCCCUCCCCAUCCACCACCGCCACCAUUUCCAUGAAAAGACCUGGAUUACGGAUGACAGUACAGGCAGCUGCUAACCAACCAAUCCUGGUGAAAAUCCCACCCCAAGCUGAGAUGGUGGGAAGCCAACUUUUUGAAAAUGCCGUGGUGGUGAAGACCACUGCUGCUGUCACCACAGUGAUGAUAAAUGACAAACCCUCUGCGGCUGACUCUGCCAUCAUUAUGCCAGUCCACAGAUGGGGGACGGAAUAUCACGUGGUCACCCCCAGCCCAGGCCCCGCCCGCUAUUCCCAAUUCGUAGUGGCCGCUUGGGAUCAACCUACCACAGUCAAUGUUCACCUCAAUGCUGACGUCACCUUCCGUGGCCAGUUGCACCCACGUGGUUCCACCAUCACUAUCCCACUGGAGCCGUUUCAAGCGGCACAGAUCCAGAGUGCGGCAGAUCUUUCUGGAACACGGGUUGUAGCGCAGAGACCCAUCGCCGUCUUCAGUGGCCACACCUGUGUGGGCAGGUUGAGCCGUUGUGAUCACAUGGUGGAACAGCUCCGCCCUGUCACCCGGUGGGGGACAACCUUCAUUGUCCCACCAGUGCCCUUCCGGGGACAAUCCAAUGUAGCCUACAUCUCUGCUGCACAACCAACGUGGGUCAAGGGUCACAGUGAGGUCACCGAAACCACACGAGAAUUACAACCCAACCACACGGUGCUCUAUGCUUUCCAGUCAGGAAAGGGCUUGUUUCUCACUUCUGAUGCUGGGAUCCAGGUUUUUCUUUUGGGGAAUGGCAGAAAUAGUGGUGCAGUGGCCUUUACCCCAUUUUUUGUCACUGUCCCCGAUGUCACCAGUUACUGCAACUCCUAUGGCAUUGUCACGCUGGAGGGAUAUGACAACCGUGUCCUGCUGGUAGCCAAGACAGCGGAAACUUCCAGAAUACUGCUGAAUCAGAGGCCAUUAGGGAGCACAACAUGGGAGCCAGUUCCUGGGACAGAAUAUUCAUGGAUUGGGAUAAAUUUGGGAAGCGGAUUUGGAAUCCAUCGAGUGGAGCAUGAGACAACGGCAUUUGGGGCAUGGAGCGUCGGGACAGGGGAGGGGAAACGCUAUGGAGCAGAGGGAGCCUGUGACAGUGACCCCUGCCGAAAGGUGCAGUGCCGCCCCAAGGAGACCUGCCACCUGGACAAGGGUACACCCACUUGCCGCCACGAUUAUCUGGGCACCUGCACUGGCUCCUCAUCCCUGCAAUACCACACUUUUGACGGGGCCUCUGUGUCCAUCCAUGGAGGCUGCAGGUACACCUUGACCAGGUACUGCGGGGCCGACCCCACCCUGGAGCCCUUCUCCGUGGAAGAGGGGUGGAGUCAGGAUCGCUCUGAGGCACCAUUGGCCAACGUCUACGUCUACGCCUACGCCUACAAUGUCUCUAUCCAUGCCGGGGGGGGCAGGACCGUCCAGGUCAACAACAAACCCACUGACCUUCCAGCCACCCUGGAAGCUGGAAAAAUCCGGAUUUUCCAAAAUGAGGGUCGGACCAUCCUCCGGACAGAUUUUGGGCUGCAGGUGACCUAUGAUGAGGACCAGGUCAUCAUGGUGGCAGUGCCCAGCAGCUAUUUUGGGGCCACCUGUGGCCUGUGUGGCAACUUCAAUGAGGAUACAGAGGAUGAGGCAAUGGUUCCCAGUGGUAUUCCUGGUGAAGGUGAUGAAGGUUGGGCAGAAAGUUGGAGAGAUCCUUCAUGUCAGAAAGACUGUGGAGACCAGGAGAAUCCAUGGGACACAGAGAGGUGUGACAUCAACGCAACCAGCAACUCCAGCAGUUCCAACACCUCCAGCACCUCCAGCAGCUCCAGCAGCUCCAGUACCUCCAGCACCACCUCUUCUUGUUUCCACAACAAUCGCUUCUACAAGCUCCACGAGGAAUUUUGGGAAGACAGUAGCUGCCAUAAGUGGUGUCGGUGUGAGGGCACAGGGAUGGUGAAAUGUAACCCAGGAAAGUGCAAAUCUCAGGAGAAAUGUGUCACAAUCAACGGCGUUUCCACAUGUGAACCCAACCGGCACUACACCUGCAUCGGGACAGGUGACCCGCAUUACACAACCUUUGAUGGGAAGAGGUUUGACUUCCAAGGCUCCUGCAUCUACCAAUUUGCUGCCCUCUGCACCCCCAAACCCAUGCUGGUCCCUUUCAAUGUCACUGUGGAAAACAACCACCGUGGCAGCCGCGCUGUAAGCUUCACCAAGACCGUCACCCUGGAGGUCUAUGGGAGCAUCAUCAGCAUGAGCCAGGAGCACCCGCGCAAGGUCAAGGUGGACGGCACCUUCGUGUCCCUACCCUUCACCCACUCCCACUUUUCUGUGUUUCACCGCGGUGUCCAUGGCUUUGUCAUCACCGACUUUGGCCUCACCGUCACAUUUGACUGGUACAGCUAUGCUCGUGCCAUCCUCCCCAGCGCCUACUCUGGUGCCGUCUGUGGCCUCUGUGGCAAUGCCAACGGUGACCCCGAGGAUGACUUUGUCACCCCAGGUGGCCACCACGCCCUCAACGAGACCCAGCUGGGUGAGAGCUGGAAGGUGGGGGAUGUCCCUGGGUGCUCAGCUGGUUGUGGUGACCAGUGCCCAGUGUGUGAUGCAUCACGGGUGCAGCCAUACCGUGGGGACAGGUACUGUGGGGUGAUUGCCCAAGCAGGGGGACCCUUCCGGAAGUGUCAUGGUGUCAUUGACCCGAAGCCAUUCCUGCAAGACUGUGCCUUCGACGCCUGUCACUACAGGGGACACCGCGACACUGUGUGUCAAGGUGUUGCUGCCUAUGUCACCGCGUGCCAGAGUCACGGGGUAGAUGUGGAGACAUGGAGGACAGCAGAGUUCUGUGAUCUUUCCUGCCCUCCCCACUCUCACUAUGAGCUUUGUGGGAGCCCCUGCCAGCCCACCUGCCUCACCCCCUCCAUCCCUGCUGCCUGUCCCGACUCAUCUUGCUCUGAAGGCUGUUUCUGUGACCAUGGUUACGUCCUCAGUGGCUCUGACUGUGUUCCCCGCUCUGAGUGUGGCUGUGAGUACCAUGGUCGCUACUACCAGAAGGACAUAGAGUUUUACCCCUCAUGCCGGGAACGCUGCCGCUGUGGAGCUGAUGGUGCGGUGACAUGCCAGGAAGCAUACUGUGGUGCUCAUGAAGAAUGUCGGGUGGAAGAUGGGGUGUUGGGGUGCCACCCCACUGGUUACGGACGGUUGGUUGUAUCAGGGGACCCCCACUAUGUCACCUUCGAUGGACGAACCUUCAAUAUCCCAGGAUCCUGCACCUACAUCCUGGCACGGUUGUGCGAGCCGGCACCACGGUUGGUCAACUUCACAGUGUUGGUGGAGCAUGAGGCGGGCAGUCAUGGUGACCCAGUGACGAUGAAGAGGGUGGUGGUGUCCAUCCAUGGGUACAUCAUCACCAUGGAGCGGGGACGGAGGUGGGAGGUGCAGGUGGACUCAGAGCGCUACACCCUCCCACUGGUGCUGGAGGACAACAAACUCCGCGUUGGCCAAGAAGGGAAUAACAUUGUCCUCCACACCGCUGCGGGAGUUCGUGUCCUCUACAACGUUGCUACCUUCCUGCUCAUUACUGUUCCCGACGUCUAUCGUGGCCGGCUCUGCGGGUUGGGCGGUGACUAUGACGGGGACCCCAGUGAUGACUUCCGGCUGCCCACAGGGGCACUCGCGAGAAACACCCAGGAAUUCAUCACCUCCUGGAAGAUUCCAGAGAAGGAUGGAGCGUGCAGUGAUGGCUGUGAGGACGGCACGUGUGGCGAGUGUGAUGUCACCAAUACAGCGUCCUACAACAGGAAUGGAUCCUGUGGGAUCAUCCGCGAUGCAGAGGGACCAUUCCGGGGGUGUCACCCACACGUCAGCCCCAUGGAGUAUUUCACUCACUGUGUCCACGAUCUCUGUGCUGCCAGAGGGGACCGUGGUGCCUUGUGUCAUGCACUGCAGGCAUAUGUUGCUGCCUGUCAGGCUGCCGGCGCCGUGGUUGAACCAUGGAGGACAAAGGAGUUCUGCCCCCUGUCCUGCCCUCCCAACAGCCACUACAAGCUCUGCACCCGCACCUGUGAUGUCACCUGUGCUGCCCUUGUGGGCCCCGCUCCCUGCACCUGGGGGUGCUUUGAAGGUUGUCAGUGCGACGAGGGGUUUGUCUUCGAUGGGGACACCUGUGUGUCACCUGAGCACUGCGGCUGCUUCCACAGGGGACGUUACCUCAAGGCAGGAGAGACUGUCACCUUCAACAACUGCUCCAAGGAAUGCCAUUGUCACCCAUCGCGGGGACUGGUGUGCCGGGAUAUGCAAUGUCACCUGGACCAGGUGUGUGUCACCCGUGACGGGUCACAAGUGUGCGCCAAGAGUGAAGGUCACUGCCAGCUCACACCUGGAGCCACCCUGACCACCUUUGAUGGCGUCCCUGGGCUUCUGUUGGCCAGUGGCACCUACAAGGUGUCGGCCCUCUGCGAUGAGGAGGCACCUGACUGGUUCAAGGUGGUGGUGGAGGUCAGCGACUGUCAUGACAUGAAUGUCCCAGCUGCCACGGCUGCCAUCGUCUUUGUCCGCGAGGGCGUCAUCAGUGUCAACGGCAACAUGGAAGUGUGGGUCAAUGGCCUCUUCACACGCCCCCCCGCCAUCAUCUCUGACUCCGUCUCUGUGACCUCAUCCCCUGGGAAUGUCACAGUCACCCAUCGUUCAGGGAUGUCUGUCACGGUCACUCGUGAUGGGGAGGCAAGCAUCACCGCGGCUUCGAACCUGGCUGCCCGUCUGUGUGCCCCCUGUGGUAAUUUCAAUGGAAAUCCUAGAGAUGACCUGAAGCUUCCAGAUGGACGUGAUGCCCAAAGUGUUGGCGAGGUGGUGGACAUGUGGAAAUCCCGGGAUUUUGCUGGAUGCCACAUCUCCCACCAGAUCCGUCAGGAAGUUGAUGCUCCCAUCUAUCCUGUCCCAUAGGCAGAUCCAGCUCUAAUUGUCCCAGAUUUAGGAAAAUUUUGGAUUUUGCCUCAAAUCCAUGAAAUUUUCCUGGAUUUUCCCCAAAAGGAUCAUCUCCGUGUGGAUCCAGAUGCCACAGUGUCCCAUCCGACCUCUGGAACCUUCAAAAAAUACCAAAUUCAGGUCAAAAAGACCUGAAUCCCCCUGCUUUUUCCCCUAUAAAAAUUAUACUUCCAUUGGAUGGUUAUGAUACAACAGUCAAUAAAUGCUUUUAAAGGGU
Neopelma chrysocephalum (saffron-crested tyrant-manakin) is the source of this 5517-nucleotide messenger RNA. RefSeq names its product IgGFc-binding protein-like. Gene Ontology annotation, molecular function: protein binding. The transcript is spliced from 13 exons. Bases 120 to 5258 code for a protein of 1712 amino acids. NCBI's taxonomy places the organism in Eukaryota, Metazoa, Chordata, Aves, Passeriformes, Pipridae. The record is from RefSeq and is a predicted model, not a curated record.